This is a messenger RNA of Helicoverpa armigera (cotton bollworm), 1137 nucleotides long. Its product is annotated as GDP-D-glucose phosphorylase 1. NCBI's taxonomy places the organism in Eukaryota, Metazoa, Arthropoda, Insecta, Lepidoptera, Noctuidae. Gene Ontology annotation, molecular function: GDP-D-glucose phosphorylase activity. The record is from RefSeq and is a predicted model, not a curated record. Gene Ontology annotation, cellular component: cytoplasm. The transcript is spliced from 6 exons. Gene Ontology annotation, biological process: glucose metabolic process. The coding region runs from base 159 to 1106 and encodes 315 amino acids.
CAAAAGACUGCUUUUCAAUCAUUAAAAAAAUAUCAUGACAGUGACAGUACACUGACGUCGCCUUAUCAGAUCAGUUGACGUUAUCAGUAAGGUUAGAAAAUCAUCAAAACAAACAAAUAAAUACAUAAUUGAGAGGCAAAAUCAUAGCUAAAAACAAUAUGUAUAAAUUAAGUGAUUUGACUAGUGAAAGCUCUACAAGUUUCCUAACUUUAUUGACGGCAAAAUGGAUGGAACUCCACAAAAAUACGGACAUAUUUCGAUAUAAAAUUGAAAACUUGGAAGAAAGAAUUGUAGAUGGAAAAUACUUACUUCAGUUAAAUCCAGAUCGGCAAACCAAAAGAAGAACACCAGAAGCAAUGAAUAAUAUUCAACAACCUUUUGAUGAAAACAAGUUUAAUUUCAACAAAGUAUCGCCUGAAGAAAUCUUGUUUUCCAUAAGUGAAGAUGCAGAUACUCACACAGUGUUAGUGAAUGUGAGUCCGAUAUCCCGCUAUCACUCCUUGAUAUGUCCUUCGGUGAACAAAUGCCUGCCUCAAGUAGUAACACUGGAGAGCUUGCAGUUGGUAGUACAAAUCAUGUUCCUUGUUGAGGAUUGGGACGUAAGAAUCGGAUUCAACAGCAUGUGUGGUUUUGCAUCUGUCAACCAUUUGCACUACCAUAUCUUUGUAGAAAAUAAUUCACUGUACGUUGAAAAAGUGAAAUGGCACCAUAUAAAAGGAAACACAUACUGCUUAGACAAAACCUAUCCAGUACCAGCAUUCUGUUUCCAAUUACAAAAACUAUCUUACGCACAAACAUUGAAAGAGGUCUGGAAAGUUCUAGAAUACUUCUUAAACAAAUCCAUAGCUCACAAUAUACUUUUUACUAAAAGAAGGUUGGAUGGCAAUGGCGAUGUGUGCGUAAUUAUAUGGCCUCGGAGAAGUACUACAGGUGCUAAGAAACUGGCAGCUUUUAAUGUGGCUGUGUUGGAACUCAGUGGAUGGUUUCCUAUUUAUGAUCUAGAAGAAUUCAAAAAUCUUCAAGCUGCGGAUCUUGAAAAAGAGCUGGCAAAAUGGGUUCCAGAUGACUUCAAUAAGAUAUGUGAAGAUAUCAAACUCUUACUGUAAAAGUGUCCUUAGCGCAAUUAUGGAAUCAUUG